Messenger RNA from Penicillium pulvis, 1314 nucleotides. RefSeq names its product fungal specific transcription factor domain-containing protein. The transcript has a single exon. Gene Ontology annotation, cellular component: nucleus. Gene Ontology annotation, molecular function: transcription cis-regulatory region binding; DNA-binding transcription factor activity. The coding region runs from base 1 to 1314 and encodes 437 amino acids. Lineage: Eukaryota; Fungi; Ascomycota; Eurotiomycetes; Eurotiales; Aspergillaceae. The record is from RefSeq and is a predicted model, not a curated record. Gene Ontology annotation, biological process: positive regulation of transcription by RNA polymerase II.
AUGGCUCGACGAUAUCCUUUCAAAAAGCGAGAUGGAUCAGUCAAAGAUCAAUACGAACACUCCGACUUCAAAGAUUUCUCUCCUUUCACGCAGCGAAUUCAUUAUGCUCUCUCCAACAACCCUGCACAGCUCAGCUCUUCACCCGAAAGCCGCUUCUUCCUGCACCACUAUAUCAACACAACAGCUGACGUGAUCUUUCCUCUCUCUUUAACCGGGAACCCUCUACGAGAAGACCUGCUCCAAUCAGCCAUGUCAAACCCACAUCUCCUAAACGCAUUCCUCGCAUGUGCCUGUUCCCACUACGCUCGACGACACGAAGACAUGCCCAUCCAAAUGGAAAGUAGUAUCGCCAAAUUCACCAAUUCAGCACUGAAUGGUUUAAGGCGGGCAAUGCUAGAUCCAAAGCAAGCCGGAAAACUGGAAACAAUCAGUACGGCUCUCGCACUAUGCACUUCAGACGUGAUCUCCGGCGAUCUAAGCACAUGGCGAAUACAUCUAUCAGGCGCGAACAAGUUAAUCCUAUCCGCCUUUCAAUCCUCAUCCGAAGACGCCAAAACCCCCUUGCAAACUUUUGUGAUCAAGUGGUAUGCGCUACUAGAUAUUUUCGCUGGUGUCUCCGGUCUUCGCAAGAGCUCGAACCCCGGCGGACAAUACUGGUCAUCCAAUGACGAUGAUGUCUACAUUGACGAGUGGACAGGCUACUCGCUAGAUUUGAUCCCGAUCAUCUCGCGCAUUGGGCGAAUGGCGCGAAUGCAGCAGAAAAAAACACGAGUUACGGCGGUGGAUGACGAUUCCGAAGACGAGGAGGUCGACACGCAAUUGCGAGAAGAAAGCAUGGAUGAAGUUCGAGAUAUGGAGGACCUCAUUUAUUCGCUAUAUAACCGGACGGCCCACCCUUCCUUGGUGAAUCACCCUGAUCCGGCGACGAGGAAACGCGCAGUGGAAAUGCAGUGCAUUCACCGGGCGUUUCUCUACACGGCUCUCCUGCACCUGUACCGUCGUGUACAGGAUCUACCUAAGCACCACACAAAAGCUGUUUAUGCGGUCCAUAUGGUUAUCGAGACCAUCCAGAUGAUCCCCCGGGAAUCAUCAUCAAAUAUCUUGACAUUGUGGCCGGUUUUCACGGUCGGGUGUGAGACUGACGAUCCAGUCCAGAGGAAUAUCAUCGAGCAGAGGAUCUCCAAAAUGGAGUCCUUUGGGAUGGGAAACGUAGAGACCGCUCGCCAGGCCAUGCAUGCAUACUGGGAGUCCGGUGCGACCGAGCGAUGGGAUAUAUUCCUGGAGAAUUAUCCUCAAGACAUUGUUCUCUUUUGA